CUGCAUACUAUCAACCCCAUCAGCCCAGAGCUCGGCAGGAAGUCCAUCCUGCGCCUAGCUUGAAUAUGAGGAGAAGAAGCGUCUUUAUACAGAGCUACCGGGACACCGAACUGAGCGUUUGACGAGAACACCAUUGGGAGAUGGACAGUUAUCAGAGAGGACGGCCAUGGGGAAAGCUGGUCAAAGUGGACUCCAGUGAAACUGUCCUGCUUUUCAACAGAGAGUGCACAGUUGGCAGAAAGAAAGGAUGUUAUCUCUCCUUCCCAGCCAACAAACUGGUCUCAGGGGAGCACUGCAAGAUUGUGCAAGAUGAAAGCUCAGGGCUGGUGUGGCUGGAAGACAUGAGCACUAAUGGCACGGUGAUCAACAUGUCCAAAGUGGUCAGGAAGCAGACUCACAUGCUGCAGAACGGCGACGUCAUCUACUUUGUUUACAGGAAAAGUGAGCCAGAACAAAACAUUGCCUAUGUUUACCACUCAAUCAAAACGGAGCAAGCUGUUUCCCAACAAAGUUACGACACGGAGAGGGCAGCCCACAGUCCUGCUCCGGUUCCCCCUUCAGAGAUGUCACUUUCUGUGGAGCCUGUAAUGCUCACAAAGGCUCCACGGGAUCCAACUAGGGAAGAACCACAGCCCUCCACCUCCCACUUCUGUAUCGGGAGCCCUUCCACUUCUGGUCCCAUGGCAACCGCAGCCUGCCCUGCCUUGGGCCCAGCUAAAGAUGCUGCCCCCGCACAGGGAAGAGACGUGGACAACAUGGAGCCAGAAAGCAAGAGGAGGAAAACUGGUCACGAUAAAGAUUAUGAUUUGGACUUGCCACACACCUCCAGCACAGAAGUCGUCGGGUCAGCUAAAGGAAGUCUUUUGUCUAAACCGCCAGCGGAAGGGACUAAGACGGACAAGAUGGAGGAGAGCUUGACGUGUGUUAUUUGCCAGGACCUACUGCAUGACUGUGUCAGCUUGCAGCCUUGCAUGCAUGUCUUCUGUGCCGCCUGCUACUCGGGCUGGAUGGAGCGUUCGUCUCUCUGCCCCACCUGCCGCUGCCCUGUGGAGAGGAUUCGUAAGAACCACAUCCUCAACAACCUGGUGGAGGCCUACCUCAUCCAGCACCCAGAAAAGUGCCGCAGUGAUGAGGAUCUGAAGAGCAUGGACAGCCGCAACAAGAUAACUCAGGACAUGUUGCAACCAAAAGUGGAGCGCUCCUUCUCAGACGAGGAAGGCAGCUCCGAUUACCUCUUUGAGCUCUCUGACAAUGACAGUGACUCCUCAGACAUUAGUCAGCCUCUAGUGAUUUGCAGACAGUGUCCUGACUACAGGAGGGAGGUCAGUCAGGUGAUGUUUGCUACAGGUGCCAACUACUGGCUCCCCCGUCUGCCACCUCCACCGCCUAUACCUCCUCCACCCAAACCAGCAACUGAGGAGGGGUCUGCAAAGCCCACAGGGGAGCAGCCCUCAACAUCCUUUGACAUCUUCUCAGCUCCUCAGGAGUACCGCUGCCUCCCUCAGGGCUUCCAUCUCAUGUGCCACUGCUGCCUCCAGCCAAUGCCAGACAGACGGGCCGAGCCAAACAGCGAGCAGGGGAUUGCUCAACAAUGUGUGAUGUGCCAGCAACCCUUCUGUCAUAUGUACUGGGGUUGCCAGAGGAUUGGCUGUCAAGGCUGUCUGGCUCGAUUCAGUGAGCUCAAUCUGACAGACAAAUGCCUGGAUGGUGUGCUGAACAACAAUAACUAUGAAUCCGAGAUCCUCCAGAACUACCUGUCCUCCAGAGGGAAGUCGUGGAGAGACCUGCUCCAGGAGUGUCUGCACAACUUACAGCAGGGAGACUACUAUCUGUCAGAUUGUCGCAUCACUCCAAAUGCCAUCCUGUGUUUCUGCUGCGGGCUGCGAGCGUUUAAGGAACUGGCCUACAAGUACAGACAGAACAUCCCUGCUUCGGAUCUGCCAGCGGCUGUAACAUCUCGUCCCGACUGCUACUGGGGACGCAACUGCCGGACGCAGGUGAAGGCGCAUCAUGCGAUGAAAUUCAACCACAUAUGUGAGCAGACCCGUUUCAAAAGCUGAAGGAGCCGAGUGGUUUGUUUCUCCACCUCAAGGGUAGAUAACGGAGUGUCUCAUAGACAAGAUCUUGUUGGGUUUCAUUGUGUCCAUUCAUUGUUACAGCCUUCCAGAUGUUAUGCAAUAACCUAACGCAGAAAUUACAAUCAGUAUCCAUUUAUAAUAGUGACCGGUGUCUUACCUGACACGGGGCUGUGUGAAAUUAUGCUAUGCACAAUAACAUUAAAGUUUAACCUUUCCCUGAGGUUGACUGUUUUUCAUGGGGAAGACCUGUGAGGGCAGUUAACACCAGCCACCAUUUAAAUUGAGAUCAGUUCAGUCUGUGACUAAUGCAUUUGUCUAGUCUACUUGUCAUUUUUGUUAUUUGUUGAAGAAUUACUUACUGAUAUUUCCUCCAGCCUCUGUGGCAAAAUAGUUUUCUCAUAUUAAGAGCAGGUGAGGUAAUCUGUAUGGAUUAAGGCCAUUUAUGUAUGCUUGCACAUGUUUGUGAGCAUGUUUUAAAUAUUAAGUCUCCUCCAGCCUUGGUAAUUCAGGCUUACAUUUACCUUCUUUUUAAUUGUGAUAUUUUGCAACGAGCCUUAUGACAUGCCGAGUAAAGAAUCCAGGGCUUCCUAAGUAAUGCUAAUGAAACCUGUACAGUAACAGAGAUAUGAGUGCUACCAUUUUGGGCCGAGACGCAAGCUGUUUUCAAGAUUCAACCUUAGAGCUAUGUUGGAAGGUGACAGUGUCUCACCACGUCAAAACCCAAACUAGGUUAGAUUUAUAAUCCCAUGUGAUAUUUCCAGAGGAUUGGGACGGGGAUCAAUGUGUUGUAACACUGUCAGUGUGCACGGGGGGGGCACAUGAUUAACGUAAUGUAGAAGGGACGUAUGUUGUAUAUUCUGUUGUCAUUUGAGUUUCAAUGAUAUGUUCUAUUCAGUGAUAGUCCAGGUUCGGAUCUAGCUUACCUUGGAAGGCAUUUUGAUAGUUUUUAGGCUACAUUUACACAUGGCCGGCUAUUUUCAUAAACGGACAUUUAAAUUUUUUAUGUUUUCAAAAAUAACAUGUCAGUUUUCAGAAAAGUGUUGGGUUACAUGUACCCGUGCAUACGUGCCGUCUAAGAGCAUGUAACGAGAAGCUCAAGCCCACGUUAGCCAAUCAGAAUCACAAAAAUAGCAACAACCACAACGGAUCACUUCCCUCUUCUCUGCCUUCCUCCCUCGGCUGCCUAGACCUCCGGCUGUCUCAGUCUACGGACAGUUGUGCAAACGAAGAUUUUAAAAAUCUCCACUCCGGCCAGAGUUUUUUUUAGAAAGACUCGUUUUCAGGAAAUGUCUUCGUUUUUCAAAAUAACCAUGCACAUGUCAACAGGGCCUUAUUCAGAUAGUUGUCUCUGUGUGGUUGGAUGUCUCCGGUUCCUCAGGUAUUCAAAGCUGCUGUUUGGUUUUGAUUGUUGAAAAGAAAAAUCUAGUGUUGAAUGUGAUGACCUUUCAUUUAUGACUAUCAUCACCCGAGUGUCAGUAAGUCCCCAUCAUGCAAACAUGCACAGCUAGUGAUGUCUACGGUCUCAAAAAAUAGACAAAUACAUCAGGACAUAAGUUGCAAGAGGCCUUAUUCAUAUUAAAAUACGAGGAUUAUGUCAUUUUUGUGACUUUUGUAGAAAAUGUUUGAGCAGGCCUUAGCUUGAGUUGAUUUAAAAGAAUACGCACUAAAGAUGUUUGCUAAAUGUGUUUUUAUAAUGUACAUCUAUCACAAUAUUUGCACAGAACUCAUCUCACACUAACGGAGAGGCGUACCGGUUCUGACGUGAAGCGGACAUCUGGGGAAAGCGCUGUAACGUAGCGUAUGGGAUGUCAAAACUCUGGCUCGUAAUAUCUGUCAUCACGGGAAAAGUUUCAUUCCAAAAUGAGAUGUUGAUCCUUGAUGGAUAAUAAAAAUGAUGUGCAUUUCUUUCUUUUUUUUUAUGAUAUUGUAUUAGUAACAUUAGCCAUAGUGAAUAUGGAAGCAGUACAUUUUGGAAUGUAGCUCUUCAUAUUUAGUGUUUGAGGCAAAUGGGGACUGAGAAUGGUCCCCUUUUCUCUGGCCUCUGCCUGAGCACAGUUCAUUUGUGGUGGUAGCAAGGUGUACCUUGUUUGUUUUAGUGUUUUUUUGUUUUUGUUUUUUUACCCCUUGCAGUCAUGGUGGGUCCACACUGGCAUUCCUUAGCGGCUCAGGCCUUCAGCACAAGCCCGGUCCAUCCCCCUACAGAGUAGCUGGAUUUUAAUUAUUCCCUACCGAAGAUCUGGGCACCCUAAGCCAACAACAGACCCAAGCCGCUCCAAUCAGGAAUUGGUAAUAAAGAAGCUUUGGAGAAGUGCUUUGCGGUCUCCCUGGGGUGGGCAUGUUGUAUACUAGGGCAUAUAUUUACUCUACUUUGUGCGCAAAAGUCUGGACCAGGCUGCUCAGCAGUAUGGGAGAGGCAGGUUUUGUUCUACCUCAUCACGACUCCUUGAAUAUGGGAGACUGAACAGGCAUCGGUCACAUUCAAAUCAGCUGGGGACACAUCUCUUUAUGCGAGGGGUGGGGGGGUCUUUACUGAUGCCUGUAAACUUUGUAUGUAAUGCACUAUUUGAACAGUUAGUCUAGACUAUAAUCCACUUCUAGUUAAAUCACAAUAGAUUAGCACUUGGCACAUUGAAAACUUUUGUGGAGAUUUGCGUUUGAAUAUUUGAAAAAUGCCCCUGUAUGUUGUAUUGGUGUUGUUGGAAAUAGUUUUUGAAAUGCAUACAGAUCUGAUUUGAUGUCUUAACAAAUUAAAAGACUGAUUUAGCUGCC
This is a messenger RNA of Etheostoma cragini (Arkansas darter), 4847 nucleotides long. It is a transcript of the gene chfr, whose product is annotated as checkpoint with forkhead and ring finger domains, E3 ubiquitin protein ligase. The transcript is spliced from 18 exons. Gene Ontology annotation, biological process: protein ubiquitination; mitotic cell cycle checkpoint signaling; ubiquitin-dependent protein catabolic process. The record is from RefSeq and is a predicted model, not a curated record. Gene Ontology annotation, molecular function: ubiquitin-protein transferase activity; protein binding. NCBI's taxonomy places the organism in Eukaryota, Metazoa, Chordata, Actinopteri, Perciformes, Percidae. Bases 141 to 2060 code for a protein of 639 amino acids. Gene Ontology annotation, cellular component: nucleus.